This is a messenger RNA of Phragmites australis (common reed), 1138 nucleotides long. RefSeq names its product serine/arginine-rich splicing factor RS31-like. The coding region runs from base 190 to 942 and encodes 250 amino acids. Lineage: Eukaryota; Viridiplantae; Streptophyta; Magnoliopsida; Poales; Poaceae. The record is from RefSeq and is a predicted model, not a curated record. The transcript is spliced from 6 exons. Gene Ontology annotation, molecular function: RNA binding. Gene Ontology annotation, cellular component: nuclear speck. Gene Ontology annotation, biological process: mRNA splicing, via spliceosome.
AGAGACGAGACGAAAAGCACCAGUCGCUCGAACCCUAGCCGCCUACCUCCGCUCAUCUCCUCUCUUCCGCACGACGGCGUAGCUAGCCCCUCCGACACGGACUAGCUCCGCGCCCCUGACUCGCGCGCGGUUUCUAGGGUUUAUCUGUCGAACGGUCGCGAGGUUUCUUGGUCGGCGGCGUUGGGGAAGAUGAGGCCCGUCUUCGUGGGGAACCUGGACUACGACACCCGCCACUCGGAGCUCGACCGCCUCUUCUACCGCUACGGCAGGAUCGAACGCAUCGACAUGAAGUCAGGAUUUGCUUUUGUCUACUUUGAGGAUGAACGUGAUGGCGAUGACGCCAUACGGGCUCUUGAUGGUUACCCCUUUGGCCCUGGGAGACGCAGGCUUUCGGUUGAGUGGUCACGGGGUGAUCGAGCUGCUAGACGUGAUGGCAAUAAACCAGCGGCAAACACUAAGCCCACUAAGACAUUGUUUGUCAUUAACUUUGAUCCAAUCAACACAAGAGUCACUGAUAUUGAAAGACACUUUGGACCAUUUGGGAAUAUCUCUAAUGUUCGGAUAAGGAGGAACUUUGCAUUUGUCCAGUUUGAAACACUGGAAGAAGCCACAAAGGCUCUCGAAGCUACUCAUGCUACCACGCUCUUGGACAGGGUGAUAUCUGUUGAGUAUGCCUUUAGGGAUGAUGGCGAACGAAGUGAUAGGUAUGACAGUCCAAGAAGAGAAGGCGGCGGCGGCGGCUAUGGUAGGCGGGGUGAUAGUCCAUAUCGCCGAUCUGUUAGCCCAGUGUACCGGUCACGACCUAGUCCUGACUAUGGUCGCUCAGGGAGCCCUGUAUAUGGUUCGUAUGACAGGAGCAGGAGUCCUGUUCGUGAUCGCUAUCGGAGAUCUCCUGUCCCUCGAUCAAGAUCCCCGCCUGCCAACAGAAGAGCUUAUGACUGAGAACUAUCUCUGUUAUGGUACUGGGGCGGCAGCUUGUAUCCGUCGUGUCCAGCUGUACCACCCAGUAGCGUUUCGCCUUAAGUGACAUGGAACUCCUGUGUUUUAAACUGGACCUGUACUUCAUUAUGCUAUGUGUCUGUCACAGAUUCUAGUUUGCAUUGAGAUGUUUUCGAGUUCUAUUGUACUGUCAUGCUGC